CCGGGCGCUGCUCGGAGGCCGCCGGCACAAAGGCCGCCAUGGCCGGGUACGUGCCGGGGUUGCUCCCGGCCGACCGCAGUCAGGAGAAGGAGUUCGUGCAGGCCUACGAAGACGUGCUGGAGCGCUACAAAGAUGAACGGGACAGAGUCCAAAAGAAAACCUUCACUAAAUGGGUCAAUAAACACUUGAUGAAGGUGCGCAAGCACAUCAAUGACCUCUAUGAGGACCUGAGGGACGGCCACAACCUCGUCUCGCUGCUGGAGGUGCUGUCGGGCGUGAAGCUGCAAAUAGAGCCGCCAGCUCAGAGGAGCCUCCGCCUGGUGAAAGCGCCGGCCUGGUGCCGUGCCAGCAGCGAGGAGCGGGAGGAGGAGGAAGAUGAUGAUGAAGAACCCCGUGAGAAGGGCCGGAUGCGAUUCCACAGACUGCAGAAUGUGCAGAUAGCGCUGGAUUUCCUGAAGCAGAGGCAGGUGAAACUGGUGAACAUUCGCAACGAUGACAUUACAGAUGGAAAUCCCAAGCUCACCCUGGGGCUCAUAUGGACCAUCAUCCUCCACUUCCAGAUCUCUGACAUCUACAUCAGUGGGGAGUCAGGGGACAUGUCAGCCAAGGAGAAACUGCUGCUAUGGACACAGAAAGUGACAGCGGGUUACAUCGGGGUGAAGUGCACCAACUUCUCUUCGUGUUGGAGCGAUGGGAAGAUGUUCAAUGCGCUCAUCCACAGAUACAGGCCGGAUCUGGUGGACAUGGAGCGGGUGCAGAUCCAGAGUAACCGGGAGAACUUGGAGCAGGCCUUCGAGAUCGCGGAGCGGCUGGGGGUGACGCGGCUGCUGGAUGCUGAAGAUGUGGACGUUCCAUCUCCGGACGAGAAGUCGGUGAUAACUUACGUGUCUUCAAUCUACGAUGCCUUUCCCAAAGUCCCUGAGGGAGGAGAAGGGAUCAGUGCCAUCGAGGUGGACUCGAGGUGGCUGGAGUACCAGACCCGCCUGGAGUCCCUCAUCUCCUGGAUCAAGCAGCACACGAUACUCAUGUCGGAUAAAUCCUUCCCCCAGAACCCUGUAGAGCUGAAGGCACUUUAUAACCAAUACAUACACUUCAAAGAAACUGAAAUCCCAGCGAGAGAGCAGGAGAAGGGAAGGAUAGAGGAGCUCUACAAGCUGUUAGAGGUGUGGAUUGAGUUUGGACGCAUCAAAUUGCCGCAGGGGUAUCACCCCAACGACGUGGAGGAGGAGUGGGGCAAGCUGAUCAUCGAGAUGCUGGAGCGUGAGAAGCUCCUGCGGCCGGCGGUGGAAAGGCUGGAACUGCUGCUACAAAUCGCCAACAAAAUCCAGAAUGGCGCUCUGAGCUGUGAAGAAAAACUCACACUUGCAAAGAACACACUGCAAGCUGAUGCUGCCCACCUGGAGGCCGGCCAGCCGGUGCAGUACGAGGCCGACGUCGUGGUGUACCUGCAGGAGUGCGAGGGGCUGCUCCGCCAGCUGCAGGUGGACGUGCAGAUCCUGCGGGACGAGAAUUACUACCAGCUGGAGGAGCUGGCGUUCAGGAUCAUGCGGCUGCAGGACGAGCUGGUGACGCUGAGGCUCGAGUGCACCAACCUGUACAGAAAGGGCCACUUCUCCACGCUGGAGCUGGCGCCCGCACCCACCCUGAGCACCACGCAGCUGAAAGGCGAAUCCCUGACCAAAGGGCUGCACACCUCAUCUGCCUCCUGGUUCAGGAAGCCCAUGACCAGGACGGAGCUGGUGGCCAUCUCCUCCUCUGAGGACGAAGGCAGCCUGCGCUUCGUGUAUGAGCUGCUGGCCUGGGUGGAGGAGAUGCAGAUGAGGUUGGAGCGGGCAGAGUGGGGCAGCGACCUGCCCAGUGUGGAAACCCAGCUGGAGACACAGCGGCACAUCCACAGCAGCGUGGAGGAGCUGGGCUCCAACGUCAAGGAGGCACGGCUGUACGAGGGUAAGAUGUCUCAGAAUUUCCGCGCUAGCUACACAGAGACGCUCGGCAAGCUGGAGACACAGUACUGCAAGCUGAUGGAAACCUCGAGCUUCCGACUGAGGCACCUGCAGAGCUUGCACGGCUUUGUGUCUCGGGCCACCGCCGAGCUGAUAUGGCUGAAUGAGAAGGAGGAGGAGGAACUGGCCUAUGACUGGAGUGACAACAACCCGAACAUCGCAGCUAAGAGAAACUACUUCUCGGAGCUGACGAUGGAGCUGGAGGAGAAGCAGGACAUCUUCCGCUCCCUCCAAGACACCGCUGAGCUGCUGGCCCUGGAGAACCACCCCGCCAAGCAAACCGUGGAGGCCUACAGCGCUGCUGUGCAGAGCCAGUGGCAGUGGAUCAAGCAGCUCUGCCUGUGCGUGGAGCAGCACGUGAAGGAGAAUGCCGCCUAUUUCCAGUUCUUCAGCGAUGCCCGUGAGUCGGAGACGUACCUGCGCAACCUGCAGGACUCCAUCAGAAGGAAGUAUUCCUGUGACCACAGCACGAGCCUGACGCGGCUGGAGGACCUGCUGCAGGACUCCAUGGAUGAGAAGGAGCAGCUCAUCCAGUCGAAGAGCUCCGUCGCCAGCCUGGUGGGACGGUCCAAGAGCAUCGUUCAGCUCCGGCCCAGGAACCCGGAGCACCUGGUGAAGAGCACCAUCCCCAUCAAGGCUGUGUGUGACUAUCGGCAGAUCGAGAUCACCAUCUGCCGGAACGACGAGUGCGUGCUGGAGGACAACUCGCAGAGAACGAAGUGGAAGGUGAUCAGCCCCACAGGAAACGAGGCCAUGGUGCCCUCCGUGUGCUUCCUGAUCCCCCCUCCCAACAAAGAGGCCAUCGAGAUGGCCAACAGGGUGGAACAGCUGUACCAGAAAGUGAUGGCUCUCUGGCACCAGCUCCACAUGAACACAAAGAGCCUCAUCUCCUGGAACUACCUUCGGAAGGACAUUGCCUUGGUGCAGAGCUUCAGCAUGGAAAAGCUCCGCUCCCUGGCGCAGGGGGAGUGCCAGCAGGCGCUGAGGAGCCUCCAGGCGCACUAUGAGGACUUCCUGCAGGACAGCCGUGACUCCGAGCUCUUCUCAGUGUCAGACCGUCUGCGCCUGGAGGAGGAGGUGGAGUCUUCCAAGGAGCACAUCCAGCAGCUGCUGGAGUCCAUGGAGAACGAAGACAAGGACGAGACAGUUGCCAGGACGUAUCUCUCUGAGCUCCAGAACGUCCGCCUGCGCCUGGAGGAGUGUGAGCAGAGACUCGUGAGCCGCAUCCAGUCCCCCAGCAGCACCCGAGCGGAUGGUGACAGCAUCCAGGAGAACACCGUCCGCAUCGCCGAGCAGGAGCGCACACAGGACGAUCUGCAGCGGCUGAAGUCUGACCUGCGCUGUGUUUCGGAGCGCUGCUGCAGCUUCCUCAGCAGAGCACCCAGCGGCCCCAGCACACCGCGCCUGCGAGCUGAGCUCGACUUGGUGGUGAACAAGAUGGACCAGACAUAUGGGCUGUCCUCUGUCUACCUGGACAAGCUGAAGACGGUUGAUGUUAUCAUUCGUAACACCCAAGGAGCAGAGUCUCUGGUGAAGGGAUACGAGGUGAAGCUGAGCCAGGAGGAGGCUGUCCCGACUGACCUGACAGCAAUUCAGGCGCACAGAAGUGCCCUGCAGCAAUGGCUCGGGGAAGUGAAGGGCAAGAACUCGGUGUUCUCCGUGUUAGAGGAGGAGAUGGCGAAGGCGAAAGCAGUGGGGGAGCAGCUGUACCAGCUGAGACAGGAGCGCAGCAUUGACCUCGAGCGCUACCAGGAGAAGGGCAGCCAGCUGUGGGACCGCUGGCAGAGAGCCUGCGCCCAGAUCGAGACCCGCCACACAGAGCUGGAGAGCAUCCAGGAGGUGCUGAGCGAUUACCGCCAGUGCCACAGGGCCCUCAUCCAGUGGAUCGAAGAGAUCACUGCCCAGCAGGAGCUGAUGAAACCCGGGCAGGCGGAGGAUAGCCGGGUGCUGUCAGAGCAGCUGAGCCAGCAAACGGCUUUGGCUGCAGAAAUCGAGAAAAAUCAAGCCAAGCUGGACCAGUGUCAGAAGUUCUCCCAGCAGUACUCAGCUGCUGUCAAGGACUAUGAGCUGCAGCUCAUGACGUACCGGGCGUUUGUGGAGUCGCAGCAGAAAUCCCCCAUGAAGCGCCGGCGCAUGCUGUCCUCCUCGGAUGCCAUCACUCAGGAGUUCAUGGAUUUGCGCACUCGGUACACAGCUCUGGUAACGCUGACCACGCAGCACGUCAAGUACAUCAGCGAUGCUCUGCGGCGGCUGGAGGAGGAGGAGAAAGUGGUGGAGGAGGAGAAGCAAGAGCAUGUGGACAAGGUUAAGGAGCUCCUGGGCUGGGCUGUGGGCCUGAAGCAGAGCGUGCAAGGCAGAACAGCUGCUGCCCAGAGCAGGGAGCUGGGAGACAUCGAGAAGUCCAUCUCAGAGCAGCAGGCCCUCAAUGAGGAGCUGGCUGCAAAGAAAGAGCAGGUCUCUGAAGCCAUCAAAACAUCACAAAUCUUCCUGGCAAAGCACAACCACAAGCUUUCCCAUCAAGAGAAGGACCAGAUUUCAGCUCAGGUCGCUGCACUGAAGGACACGUACCAGGCACUCUGCACUGACACCACAGAGCAGCUCCAGCAGCUGCAGAGCCAGCUGGCUCAGGAGACAGAGCACAAGGUCAACGAAGCAGUGGCAGGAGUGAUCGAUCUUGGGACAGUAGAGAUAUUCCCUGUCUUUGGUGCAAUGCAGAGAGGUCUUAUAGAUCAGGAGACCGGCCUCGUCCUCUUAGAGGCUCAGGUGAUCACAUCCAACUUGGUUCUUCCAGAGACCGGUGAAAAACUCUCCUUGGAGGAAGGUCUGGCAAGAGACAUCAUCAACCUCAGGACUUUCCACGUGCUGCGGGAGCUGAAGGAUGCUCUGCAGCGGGUGCAUGAGGUCAGACGUGAAGGGAGGCAGCUCCUGCCUGCUGCUGCUGCGAUAGAAGAGGGGAGGAUUAGUGAGAGCACUGGGCUAAAGAUUCUCGAGGUUGAACUUGUCACCGGCGGCUUUAAAACCCAUCAGGGCAGAAUCAGCAUGCAGAAGGCUGUGCAAGAGAGGCUCCUUCCUCCCCAGCUUUACUCCAGGCUGCUGUCCCACCUGGAGAGCAGUAAGGAUUUGAUUGACCCCAACACUGCUGAGAAAAUCAACCUAUCUGAGCUCAUGCAGCGAUGCAUCCUCCACCAAGACACAGGACUCAGGUUUCUGCCGGUCAAGCAGCUGGCAGGUGGGAUGGUGAGCCUGAAAUCAGGCAGAAAAGUCAGCAUCUUCCGUGCUGUCCAGGAAGGGCUGAUAGACAGACAGGUGACGGUGAGGCUGCUGGAAGCCCAGCUCUUUGCUGGUGGCAUUGUUGACCCCAGGACAGGGCACAGGCUGGCUGUGGACGAGGCUGUGAGACAUAAUUUAAUUGACCAGGAUUUGGCCUGCACACUUCUAAUCCGGCAGCUUCAGACAGGUGGCAUCAUUGAUACAGUCACAGGAGAGAGACUGACAGUUGAUGAAGCUGUAAGGAAAGAGUUGGUAGCACCACGGCUUGCUUUGGUGAUCCUGGAAUCCCUCCGGUCCUUCAUGGGGCUCCUGUGGCCCGAGACAGGGGAGGUUGUCCCAGCUGCAGAUGCUUCAGAGCAAGGGGUCCUGUCUACAGAGCUGGCUUACAAGAUUCUCAGGAAGAGGCAGCUCAUUAAGGCUGUCUUUAUCCCAGAAACCACUGAGGUGUUGUCCUGGAAGAAAGCAGUGGAACAUGGCAUCUUAGAAAGAGAUGUGGCAAAGAAGCUGAAAUCCAUGGUGAUACCUGAUGUGAUGGGCAGCAUGCAGCUGGCAAGCAGGAGCUCCUCUGGAGGGAGCCCUGCAGGGCACCAGGGACAGAGGGACCCUGAGCUGAGGAGUGGUGAUGAAAAGCUGAUGUUCCACUUGAUGACCCACAGCUACAUCAACAUCCACGAUGGGCAGAAGCUGCUCUUAGUAGAUGGAGAGUUGAGCAACCUCACCAAAGACCUCAUCCAGACCCAAGAAAAUGGAUCCUGUGCACAGCCACUGGAAGAGAAUGAGAGCUUUGAAGAGACAAAGGAAACUGCAGUUCUUGAAAGAGAGCCUUGCAACGGUGUGGCUGUGCAGCAGCUUGAGCUGCAGCUUGCUCCUCCGCAGGAAGGAAGCAAGAAGAUCCUGCCACCCAGAUCCACUUCGGAGAACGGGGAGGUGGUGAUGGGGCCUGGAAGGCUCCUGUUGGACCACGCAGGAGAUGUCCUGCAUGUGGAGGAGCAAGCGCAGGUUUGUACUGAACGGGCUACCAGCCAAAGUGAAACUGAUGCCAAAUCUGGGAGAGAGCAAAUAGCUUCUACAAGCAAGGAGAAGCCAGGACAGCCCUGCAAAUCUGGCAGUGGACUCAGAGAAACAGAGAAAAUGAUCAUUAAAGCAGAAGAGUCCAAACCCAUUGCAUCAGAUGGAGUGGAAAACAUCAAAGAUCAGACAAGAGCAUUGGAAACGGGGGCAGGUGUUGUGAAAAGCGAGAGCCAUUUGGUGGUGUCUAUUGGCGCAAGCAGAGAGAGACUGGAAGUCGUGGCAGGGAGAUCUCAGAGUGUGAAGGAGCCUGCAUUAGAGGGAGAAAGCGUUGGGGAGAGUUACUUAUUGAAUGAGGAGACAGCUCAGAAUGGCACUCUGGGAGGAGCGGAGGCUGUGCUCACCAAAACUGCAGAGGCUGAGCAAAUGGAGCGCACUGAAAAUACUGUGAGCGUAUUGCACGUGGAAGAGGGACCGAGGGAAAAGGUGCUGGGUGGUGAGAGCGUUGGUGAUGCAGCCCUGCCGCAGCCCUCGGAGCGGGACGAGGACGUUCUGGAAAUGCUGCAGAUGCAGCUCCAGAGCGGCGGCAUUUUGUGUGAGCAGAUGGGCAGAACGCUGCUUCUGAAUGAAGCUGUGGCCUGCGGUGCGGUGCCCGGCCACACGGCUGUGAAACUGAUGGAGAAAAUGAAGAUGUUCAGUGGCUUCUUUGACUCACACACACGUGAAUCUUUAACCACUGAGGAUGUCAUUGAAGAAGGUCUGAUGGAUGAGCAGCUUCUGCAGAAGGUACUCGCGUCUGACAAAGCCAUCAGCGGUGUUCUGGACCCGGGCAACAACUUUGUCUACUCCGUCAAGGACGCUGCUGCCAUCGGCCUUCUGGACAAGGAGACGGCGAUGAGGCUCUUGGAAGGGCAGGUGGUUACCGGGGGCAUCGUCGACCUGAAACGUGGCAAAAAAGUGUCAGUCACUUUGGCUUCAAACCUCGGCCUCAUCGAGCCGGCGAGUCAGAAGGAGCUGGUCAAGCUGGAGAAGGCUUCCAGAGGGAAGAGCACUGAUGAGGCCACCAGGCAGAAGCUCCUUAGCUUACAGGCUGAAACCAGCGGGAUUGUGGAUCCCCAAACCAAGCAGCCUUUGACUGUUGCGCAGUCUGUUGAAAGAGGGCUCCUUGAGAGAGAAAAAGCGUUUCAGCUGCUGACCAGCCAGAUCGCAGGUGGGGGGAUCCUUCACCACGCGUCUGGGAUGAGGCUCUCGGUUGGCGACGCAAUGAAACAUGGUUUGAUCGAUGGAGAUCUAUGUGAUGAACUCACGAAGGCUGAAGGCGUUUGCCUGCAGGAAUGCAUCCACCCAGCAACAAAGGAAAAGCUGCCCUUGCCCCGGGCGGUGGCAGCAGGGAUUGUUAGCCCGGAAUUCCAGAGGAAAGUGCAAGAAAUCCAGGCUGGGACUGGAAGCGUUAUCGAUCCCAGUUCUGGGCAGAGAAUGGCACUCAGCUGGGCAGGGCGGGAUGGGCUGCUGCCCCAGGAGGUGGUGGAGAAAGCCCUGUCCUCCCCGGAGCUGAAGCACGGCAUCGUCGACCCCGAGAGCUGCAUGGUUGUGCCCUACGCCGAGAUGGUAAAGAAGUGCAAGAUUGACGUUGAGUCCGGGCAGAGGUACCUGGAGGUGCAUCCCUUCAGAGCCAUGCGGGACGAGGCGUCGGGCUGGGCGCUGACGUGCGCCGAGGCGCUGCGGCUGGGGAGGGCCGACCCCCUGCCCACACUGCGGCUGCUGCAGGGCCAGGCUGACAGCGGGGGCUUCGUGGAGGGGGCUGUCAGCAGCAGGCUGUCCCUGCAGGCCGCUCUGCAGCAGGGGCUGCUGGACGAGCAGAUGGCCGUGGUCAUCGGCAGCAGGCAGCUGAGGGCCGGGGGAAUUGUGGACGCCGGCAGCGGGAGAAGACUGGCGUUAGAGGAGGCUGUUGAAAAGGGGCUGAUUGGCCAAAGGUUAGCUGCUGCUAUUGAAGAGGCACAAAUGUCGAUGGAGAACGAUGGCGCUGAGGCCCUCAUGGUAGAUAAAACCCACCUUUCCCAGGAAAAGAUGGAGACGGCGUCUCCAAAGGAGGAAGGUGAGGUCCUGCGUGGCGGUGCUGCCGUGUCCGCCGGCACAGAGCACAGAGCCAGGCCCAAAGCUGCGAGUUCCCCAGCAAAAGGAGGGAAACCAAAGCUGAUCCCUCUGGAGGCUUCAGAGGAGAGUGUGAGAGAGCAGCGAGAAAUGGGCGAAAUGAUUCCAGGAUCCUCAGCACUGAGUGCAGCAUCUCUCUCUGUUGAGGUGGUGAAGGAGGCGGCAGAGACGGGGACUGCAGAAAGCAGCUCCCAUGUGUGGAAGGGAGCGGGAGGGGAAGCAGCAGAGCUGGGGACAAGGAAAGUAUUGGGAUUGGAGGAAGAGCUUCGUUGCACAGAGGAUGGCGAGGAGAGGAGGAAGGGGUUUGUAAGCACGGACGGAGCUCUGGCAGGAGGUGCAGCGGCAGCUUCUGAGCAAAGGGAGAGGGUGGGCAGCUGGGAGCAGGGAGCGCAGGUGACUCCCAGGGAGUCUGUGGGUCUGGGAAAGGAGGAGUUGGGUCCUGCAGCGCCCAGAGGAUCCCGCAAAGCCGAUGUCCCUGUGAAGCCUGCAAGAGACAAACCGGCAGAUGGAAGAGCUGCGGGAGAAACCCCCACACUGGAGACAGAAGGUCCGGGUGGUCAGGAAGGAACAGGGGAAAUUGAGCUAAAACCUGCCCAGAAACAAAAAAGCAGGAAAAGGAGAACAAAGCAGAUUGCUGUCUCAGGAGACAGUGCUCAGCUGGAGAAACCUGUAGAAAAGCAGUCCCUUCCCAUUCCAGUAUCCAAAGAAAUUCCAGGGAAGGAGGAAGAGGAGGAAUUUGUCUCAAGAGCUCCAGAGCCAAAGCCUGAGGCUGCCAGCAAGGAGCUUCCUGCUGGGUGGGCAGAAGAUGCAGCCGAGCAAAAGCAGAUGGAGAGCAGCAGGGAUGGGAAAGCAAAGCCAACCCUUGGGAAAGAUGCAGCAAAGCUGACGGGGGUCCAGGUGCUCCCCACCCCCCCAGAAGCAGGGGAAGCAGCAGCGGUGCUGAGAGCUGCAGUCAGAGUGGGGCCCCAUUCCUCUGCGGCGUUGAAGAUGGAGGGGAUGCUGAGCCAGGAGGAGGCUGAAGUGAAAAUCACCAGUGAUGCAUUUGUUGCAGUCAGCGAAAAACCAGAUGAGUUGAUCAUCAGAGAGGAACCCUCAGAAGUUUGGGACACCUGCAUCCCCCCGCCAGAGCAGCAAGCAGCAGCCAUCAGCACAGACCGAGCUGCUGUGCCCACCGCCCCUGUGUCCCAGGGGGAUGAGCCCCAGGGAGAAGCAGCCCAGGAGAAGCCCCGGCAGGCGGGUCCUGGCGAUCGGGGGCUGCUCCUGCCAGUCAUCGUGGAGGGAGAGCUGCUGGAGACCUCGAGCGACUCUGCCAGACCUGCCCAGAUCAAGUUCAGCAAGAAGAUGUGCCUGGAGCACGACGAGAAGCUCAUCUCCUAUCUCUCUAUGCUGCGAGACAUUGAGAUGAGAAUUAAACGGGUGCAGCCGGCGGGGCAGAACGUGGAUGUGCUGCAGACACUGCUGCAGCAGGCAGAGGCCCUGGAUGCUGAGCUGCGGGAGCUCAGCUUUCCAGUGAAUCAGGAGUUGGACGCCGUGAAGCGGAUCGUGGCCAACCCGCCUGAAGAAGUCCCCGAGCAACUACUGAGAGCUUUGGAGAAGGAUGCCAAGAACCUCCAGAAGUCUCUGAGCUCCGCAAGUGAUAUCCUGGAGUCCCGGCUGCAAAACCUUCGUGGUGCAGCAGAAACCCAAAAGGCUGAAAUCACAGCACACCAUGAGACCCUCCAGGGGAAGCUGCAGGAGCUGCUGUGCUGGGUGUCCGGCACGGCGCAGGCGCUGGACGGCAGCGAUUACCAGCACACGUUGGAUGUGAGCAGUCUGAGUCGCUGCCUCCAACGCUAUCAGGAGCUGAGUGAGCCCCUUGCUGACACCAAGUCCCAGCUCGACGCCACCGCUUUCGACAUUCAGUUCCUUAUCUCGGAGCACGCCCAGGACCUGCGCCCCCAGCAGAGCAGGCAGCUGCUGCGGCUGCUCAAUGAGCUGCAGAAGGCUUUCCGGGAGCUGGCGGGGCGCGUGGCGGCGCAGGUGGAGGUGCUGCAGGUCUGCCUGCAGCAGGCGGAGCGGACGGAUCAGGUGAAGACACUGCAGGAGCAGCAGGCAGCCUGUGCACAGAACCUGGCCGAGCUCAGCUCCUGGCUGGCAGCGGCCGAGGACACGCUGGUGGAGCAGCAGCGAGCAGCCAGGCAAGGAGAUCUGCCUGCCUUGCAGCAGAGGCAAAGCGACGUGAAGGAGCUGCAGAGGAGCAUGCACAGCCGAGCCGCCUCCUUUGCCAGCAUCAUAAAAAGCACAGAGGAGUUCUUGGAGGAGAACAAGGCAAAGAUGGAGCCCGGAGAGCUGGCAGUACUGCAGGAAAAGCUUCAGCGUGCCAAGGAGCAGUACCAGUCCCUGCAGGAGAGGACAGAGAUGGCUCAGAAGGAGCUGGAAAGUGCUGUGACUGCUGCAGUGCAGCAGGAGACAGAAAAGGUGAAAGCUGCCAAAGAGCUGCAGGAGAAUAGCAAUAAGAUUGAUGCGCUCCUGAGCUGGGUGGCAUCGCUGGAGCAGAAGGGAGAGCUCCCACAGUACAGACCACAUCCUGCCGAGCGAGCUGGGAAGGGCGCAGAUGACAUCCCUGAUGGGCACGUGGUGGGAGCAGCCAGCACUGCUGAGAGCCUGGAUGAGCAGUACGAGGGGCUGAAGGCCCAGCACCAGGAGCUGCUGUCCCAGCAGCAGGACGUCAUCCUGGCGACGCAGGCAGCGCAGGCAUUCCUGGACAAGCAUGGCCACAGCCUGCCUGGGGAGGAGAGGGCCCGGCUGCAGGGCGGGCUGGCGGAGCUGAAGGAGCGCUAUGCGGCGUCCCUGGCGCGUUCCGAGGCGCAGCUGAAACAAGUGCAGGUGCUGCGGGACGAGCUGCAGAAGUUCUUGCGGGACCACGGGGAGUUCGAGGCGUGGCUGAAGCAAGCAGAGCAGGACCUGGAGGGGAUGUGCAAAGGGGACGGCGACCCCGCGUCCCUCCGGCAGCUGCUGCUCCGGCAGGGCAGCUUCUCUGAAGACGUCAUCUCCCACAAAGGCGACCUGCGCUUUGUCACCAUGUCGGGUCAGAAGGUGCUGGAUGCCGAGGGAGCUGCUGGGGAUGCGGGGUCAUCUGGGAGCGUGGUGAAGAGCAAGCUGGAGGAUGCCAGCCAGCGGUACGCCACGCUGCACUCCAAGUGCACCAAGCUCGGCUCCCACCUGAGCACCCUGCUGGACCACUACCAGCAGUUCCAGGAGGUGGCAGAGUCUCUCCAGAUGUGGCUAGAGGACAGCGAAGCUGCGGUUGGGAAGCUGCUAUCAGAGAGCAUUUCUUCAGAUCCCACAGCUCUCCAGGAGCAGCUGGCCAGCACUGGGCAGCUGCAGGGAAACCUCGCUGAGCAUCAGGUGCCAGUGGAGAAGCUCCAGAAAGCAGCUCGGUCUCUGCUGGAGGUGCAAGGAGAGCCGGCCCCUGACCAUGGGCACAUUCAGGAAACAACAGAUGCCAUCGUGAGCCGCUUCCAGAUCCUCUCCCAGCAAAUGGCCGAGCGCUCAGACCUGCUGCAGAAAUCCAUCGCGCAGUCCCAGAGCGUCCAGGAGAGCCUGGAGAGCCUCCUGCACUCAGUAGCUGAUAUUGAGAGGAGUCUGAGCACAGAGCAGCCGGGCGCGCUCUCCUCCGCCUCCAUCCAGGACUCCUUGGCCACCAGUGCGAAGCUGAAGCAGGACAUCGCCCGGCAGAGGAGCUGCCUGGAAGCCACCCGUGAGAUGGUGACGCGCUUUGCAGAGACAGCGGAUGGCAGCACGGCUGCUGCCCUGCAGGGCAAACUGGCAGAGGUGGCAGAGCACUUUGGAAGGCUGUGCCAGCAGCAGCAGGAGAAAGAGGAGGUGCUGAAGGCUCUCCUGCCCAAGGUGGAGCAGUACGAGCAGCUCUCAGAGAAGCUGCAGCAGUUCGUGGAGAGCAGAGCGCGAAUGCUGGCAUCCGGGAACCAGCCAGAGCAAGACAUCGCUCACUUCUCCCAGCACCUCCAGGAGCUGAAUAUGGAGAUGGGGCAGCACCAGGAGGACCUGGCUGCCCUGGAGCAGCUGGCUGUGGAGCUGGGUGCCAGCAGCUUUGUGCCCGGCGCUGCUGCACAACAGGAAAAGCUGCAGAAUCUGAAGGAGGAGUUCCUGCAGCUGCAGAAGGCGGCAAAGGAGAGAGAAAGGGACGCCUCAUCCUGCCAGGAGCAGCUGGACGAGUUCCGAACGUUGGUGGCAGCCCUGCGGAAGUGGCUGAAGGACAGCGAGGGCAAAGUGCCACCUGUGGACACCUCGCUGGGCACCCAGGAGCUACAGCAGCGCAGGCAGUGGGUCCAGGAGCUGCUGGAGGAGUGGUCAGGGAAGGGCCCGCAGGUGGAGGAACUCAGCCACAGGGGGACCCUCCUGGAGAACCUGAUUGUGGAGAUCACGGCCCCAGACAGUCAGACCAAGGCGGGUUCUGUGCUGCCCGCAGUGGGAGGGCCUCUGGGCAGCGUGAAUGGAUUCCACACUUGCAAAGAUCUGACCGAGAUCCAAUGCGACGUGUCGGACAUCAGCCGGCAGUACAAGGGUCUCGGCACGGCGCUGCGGGAGCGCCUGCAGCAGCUCUCGGCCAUGCUGGAGAGGAUGCAGGCAGUGCAGGAGGAGGCGGGCGCUGUGCUGCAGUGGUUGGAGUCAAAGGAGCGGACGCUGUCGGAGCUGGAAGCCUCCUCUUCACCCACCAAGACGGAGACCAUGCGGGCUCAGGCCGAACACAACAAGGCAUUUCUGGCUGAAUUGGAACAGAAUUCUGGAAAGAUCCAGAAGGUAAAGGAAGCACUUUCUGGCUUGCUGGAGAAAUAUCCAGAUUCUCCAGAAGCAGCAAACUGGAAGAAGAUGCAGGAAGACCUGAACUGCAGGUGGGAACGCGCCAGCCAGGCGACGGCCGAGCGGCAGCAGAAGCUGGAGGAGUCAGCCAACCAGCUGGCCAGCUUCCAGGCAGCCGAGGCGCAGCUGCGGCCAUGGCUGAUGGAGAAGGAGCUGAUGAUGAGUGUGCUGGGACCCCUCUCCAUCGACCCCAACAUGCUGAAUGCACAGAAGCAGCAGGUCCAGUUUAUGCUGAAGGAAUUUGAAUCUCGCAGACAACAGCACGAGCAGCUCAACCAGGCAGCUCAGAGCAUCCUCACUGGCCCCGGGGAUGUUUCCCCAUCCACCAACCAAGUGCGGGAGGAGCUCCAAGGGGUCAACCAGAAAUGGUCCGAGCUGACAGAACGCCUCAACUCCCGCUCCAGCCAAAUUGACCAAGCCAUAGUGAAGAGCACCCAGUACCAGGAGCUCCUCCAGGGCCUCUCCGAGAAGGUGAAGGCGGUCGGGCAGCGCCUGAGCAGCCAAUCUGCCGUCAGCACGCAGCCCGACGCCGUGAAGCAGCAGCUGGAGGAGACCAGCGAGAUCCGCUCGGACCUUGAGCAGCUGGAGGAGGAGAUUGCAGAGGCUCAGAUGCUCUGUGACGACCUGUCUGUUCUGAUUGGGGAGCAGUACCUCAAAGAUGAGCUGCGGAAACGGCUUGAAACAGUGGCUCUUCCUCUCAAAGGACUGGAAGACCUGGCAGCCGACCGGAUGAACCGACUGCAGACCGCGCUUGCAAGUUCCCAGCAGUUCCAGCAUAUGUUUGAUGAACUCAGGGCCUGGCUCGAUGACAAACUGUGCCAGCAAGCUCGGAGCCAACCUAUUUCUGCUAGACUGGAGAGGCUCCAGAGCCAAAUUCAGGAGCAAGAGGAGUUCCAGAAGAGUCUCAACCAACACAGUGGCUCCUAUGAGAUGAUCGUGGCUGAGGGGGAAUCGUUGCUGCUUUCUGUCCAACCAGGGGAGGAGAAGACCGCUCUGCAAAACCAGCUGGUCAGCCUCAAAACGCACUGGGAAGAGCUGAGCAAGCAGGCUGCCGACAGGCACUCCAAGCUGAAGGACUGCCUGCAGAAAGCCCACAAGUACCAGAGGCACACAGAGGACCUCCUGCCUUGGGUGGAGGACUGCAAGGCCAAGAUGUCGGAGCUGGAGGUGACGCUGGACCCGGUGCAGCUGGAGGCCACGCUGCUGCGCUCCAGGGCUCUGCUGAGCGAUGUGGAGAAGCGGCGCUCGGUGCUGGAGAUGCUGAACAGCGCCGCCGACAUCCUGAUCGACGCCUCGCAGAGCGACGAGGACGACAUCCGCGACGAGAAGGCUGCGAUCAACCAGGAGAUGGACGCCAUCACGGAGGAGCUGCAAGCCAAGACAGGCUCCAUCGACGAGAUGGCGCAGAGGCUCAAGGAGUUCCAGGAGAGCUUCAGGAACAUCGAGAAGAAGCUGGAAGGGGCCAAGCACCAGCUGGAGAUCUUCGAGGCUCUGGGGCCGCAAGCCUGCAGCAACAAGAACCUGGAGAAGCUGAGGGCGCAGCAGGAGGCGCUGCAGGCGCUGGAGCCGCAGGUGGAUUACCUGAAGCACUUCACACGAGGGCUGGUGGAAGACGCUCCCGAUGGGUCAGACUGCUCCCAGCUCCUGGGCCAAGCGGAGGUGGCUCAGGAAGAGUUCAAAGCAAUGAGGCAGAAAGUGAAUGACUGCUGCGUGCUGAUGGAAAACAAGCUGGAAGGGAUCGGCCAGUUCACGGGGCGGGUGAGGGAGAUGUUCUCGCAGCUGGCAGACCUCGACGAUGAGCUGGACGGAAUGGGGCCCACCGGGAGGGACACCGACAGCCUGCAGUCCCAGGCAGAGGACGUUCGCACGUUCCUGGGCAAGCUGCAGGGGCUGAAGGCCGAUAUCGAGGCUUCUGAAAGUGAAUGCAAGCAGAUGCUCGAGGAUGAGGGGAGCCCCGAUUUACUGGGGCUGAAACGUGAACUGGAGACGCUGAGCAAGCAGUGCAGCAAGCUGACCGAGAGGGGCAGGAGCCGACAGGAGCAGGUGGAGACCACGCUGGCACGCGUCGAGGACUUCUACAGCAGAUUGAAGGAGCUGAGCCACAUGGCGGCGGCGGCGGAGGAGAGCGAGGCUCUGCAGGGGGUGGUGGGCACCGAGGUUGAGACCAUCAACCAGCAGCUGGCCGACUUCAAGCCCGCUUUCCCAUGUAAGCAGGGGCCGCAGCAGGAUGUAGCGCAGUCGUAAACAGGGUGACAUCACCCCGUGACGGGGCGGCACGUGGACCCUGCGCUCCGGAGAUGGCGACCA
Lagopus leucura (white-tailed ptarmigan) is the source of this 15599-nucleotide messenger RNA. RefSeq names its product microtubule-actin cross-linking factor 1-like. Bases 39 to 15536 code for a protein of 5165 amino acids. Gene Ontology annotation, cellular component: actin cytoskeleton; keratin filament; cell junction. NCBI's taxonomy places the organism in Eukaryota, Metazoa, Chordata, Aves, Galliformes, Phasianidae. The transcript has 59 exons. Gene Ontology annotation, molecular function: structural molecule activity; keratin filament binding; cadherin binding. Gene Ontology annotation, biological process: regulation of microtubule-based process; intermediate filament bundle assembly; regulation of focal adhesion assembly. The record is from RefSeq and is a predicted model, not a curated record.